GGCCUUGUACUUUCAAUCCUCCUGACUAAUAAUUUGCUUAUAUUUAUUGAUUUGUGCAAAACACACACAACUGAGAUAGAAAGGGUUGUAGGGAGCUGUAACCAGACGGUAGCACUGGCUGUAUUGGGAUAUAUAUUGGGUAAGGCCGGAGAUUAUAUCGGUCUCCUCAGGACUGCACUUUGUAACGGCGGGAAUCGGAGAGCAACCCGAAGCCGAUGUUGCCAUGGUGAGGGGGCGUGUUCCACAUGAGCCGAUUCCCUUGCGGCCACUCAGCGCCGCGAACCACAGGGCGGGUUAUACCUAUCCUGACUAUCCCCUCCUGGGCUGGCAGCCAGUGACGAGCGUGAGAGGGAAUUCCUCGAAACAGGAGACAUGAUGGCAGAGUCCCCGCAGCCUCCAGCCUUGAUCAGCUCCGUUACCGUGUACUCGUUGGCUGCGUGUGCCGCUCAGCUGCUGCUCGGCUAUUGCCUGGCCCGACGCCUGGGAAGCAAGUGUUCGGCCACUGACAGAUGGGUGCUCGUCUGGCUCUUUUAUGAUGCCAUUGUGCAUUUCACCCUUGAGGGUCCCUUUGUUUAUUUCUCCUUAACAGGGACCGUGGCAUCGUCUGACAAUAUCCUGGCCUCUUUAUGGAAAGAAUAUGGCAAAGCAGACACCCGCUGGCUCCAUUCUGAUCCAACAAUUGUAUCCCUUGAAAUCCUCACUGUUGUUUUGGAUGGACUUCUAGCCUUGCUUCUCAUUUAUGCCAUUAUCAAGGAUAAAUACUACAGGCACUUCAUUCAGAUUACUCUGUGCGUGUGUGAGUUAUAUGGCGGAUGGAUGACCUUUUGUCCAGAUUUGCUAAUCGGAAGCCCCAGCCUCAACACCUCCAACUGGCUUUAUCUCUGGGUCUACUUAGUGUUCUUUAAUGGCAUUUGGGUUUUGAUACCUGGACUCUUACUCUGGCAGUCUUGGCUGGAAUUGAAAGGGAUGCAUUCAAACAAACGAGGCGCAGGAAAAAAGUCACGGUGAAGGGAACCAUUUAUUUUCGUAUAUGGAUUCAAUCCCUAAUUGGACCAAAAGAAUAUCCCACUGAAAUUCUAUUUGAUCAUGUCUAAUGAUGGAGUGCUGUCCAGCCUAUUUUUAUUUAGCCAGUUGAGUUUCUGCUAUAGCAUGUCGUUUUGGGCUGAAUUAUAUGCCACGCAAAAAAGUCUGUGAGCCGUAGGCAGGUCAGUCAGAUGCCAUAACCAUAACCUGCUUCAAUCACCUCCUAUUACAGCAAUUCUUAAAAGAAAAUGCAGGAUUCCCCAGGGAUUCUCUCUCUCUCCUGCAGAUGUGCAUUAUUUUUUAGGAAUCACAUAUUUUCAUGGGGUUGAUUCAUAUACACAUGACUCUGUUUAUCCUGGCACUGCUGUGGUGGCCAUUUUGAAGUCAGAAAGUAAUGUUUUCUCCUACUGAGACAAACUGCUUCUCAUCGGACUGGACUAAAGACACGGUAUGAAACUGAAAACCAUAAAAUGAACAAUGAAA
This is a messenger RNA of Xenopus laevis (African clawed frog), 1506 nucleotides long. It is a transcript of the gene ebpl.S, whose product is annotated as EBP like S homeolog. Gene Ontology annotation, biological process: sterol metabolic process. NCBI's taxonomy places the organism in Eukaryota, Metazoa, Chordata, Amphibia, Anura, Pipidae. Gene Ontology annotation, molecular function: cholestenol delta-isomerase activity. Bases 373 to 1008 code for a protein of 211 amino acids. The transcript is spliced from 4 exons. Gene Ontology annotation, cellular component: membrane; endoplasmic reticulum. The record is from RefSeq and is a predicted model, not a curated record.